CGCCGGUGUCGGCUCAUUGUGACGAAGUCGUUGUAGUUAUCAGUCGAUUUUUAGUCUAGAAAGAAGGGUUUAGUUUAAAACAGAGAUUGGUACGAAUAUUUUGAAAGGAGCCGAAAAGUUUUUAGGUGAUGUCGAACAAAACCCGAACGCUGUUGUUAAAGGUGACGAUGACGCUACACACCCAUCUUUGUCCUAGCUCACAGAAGACGUCGUCGCAUCAUGCUGAUGUUGCCAAUGCCCACGUUGCUAACGAUCUGCCAAUAUGAAUGCUUCGAUGCCAACGUUCUACGGGGAUGCCGGACCGGCGGUUAUCGCCCUUGGAAACGUGUCGCAGAACGGCGUAACGCUCGGCGUGGAACUGGUCGCCACUAGCAACGGCAGCUGCCUGUCCAACUCCAGCAGCGACGAAUACGAGGCCUUCUAUAUGACGGCACGAUAUGUUACCGGGCUGAUCAUCUAUCCGAUGCUGUGCAUUACGGGCAUAACGGGGAACGUUCUGUCGGGUAUAGUGCUGAGUCACAGGAACAUGGCAACGUCGACGAACGUCUACCUGACGGCGUUGACCGUCUCCGACACUAUCAAACUGUUCAACGACCUGAUGUACUUCAUCAACCUCGCCUUGUCACUGAACCACCCAAACGUCAGCGAGACGAUGAUGAUGACCUAUUACCCUCUAGCUCAUUAUAUAUUCAACAUGUCCGUCAGCGUCACGGGCUGGCUGACGGUGUCAGUGGCCGUGGAGCGGUACAUCUCGGUGUGUCACAUUUCGCGCGCCAAACAGCUGUGCACGAUCCCGCGCGCCCGAAUCGUCUGCACGACCGUCUACAUAACGAUGAUACUGCUGUCCCUGCCGUCGCUGUUCCGCUACAAAGUGGAGAUUGUCUUCGACGCCGUCAACAACGUCUCGUGCAACAAGAUCGGUCCGACGGCCCUGGCGCUGAACAGUUCCUUCAUGGUUCCUUACACGUGGAUGCAAAAUUGCAUGCGCUGCAUCAUCCCCGUGUUCGUGCUCAUUUAUCUCAACACGCGCAUCAUCAACGAACUGCGCAAGGAGCGCGUCAAGGGGAAGAAACUCUCGUCACGAAACCGAAUCACGCUCAUGCUUAUCGUCAUCAUACUAGUUUUCGUUGUGUGCUUCACGCCGGACGCUGUGAUCUCCACGUUCUUUGGCAAAGGUUACGCCGAGGAGGGAAACCUCACAAAGGGAAUAAGGGAGAUAACCGAUUCGUUGUUGGCGGUGAAUUCGGCGUUGAACUUUUCCUUGUACUGCCUGUUGAGUCAGGUUUUUCGGGAGACGUUCCUUAGGAUAUUCUGUCCAUGUCAGCCGAACCGGAGAAACAGGAUGAGUGUUCGGAAUGGAACCACGACCGUUAUCAGACGAGAUUCCAAAGAAAUGAACCACAAUAACGAUAAAAGUGAAACCUACGUUUGAUGAAAAAAAUAUAGUCUUCAAAAAAAAAUAAAAAAAUACAAGCAAUGAAAAGAAUAUGUACAGUGUUUUUUUAAAUGUGAUCAAAAGGAUAGGUUGAUGAAAACGAAUUUGUGUAAGAUUCGAAAUCAGCUGGGAACAGUUCUUGUUGGAGCUUUCGCUGAGAUGGGUGGAUGAUAUAACGGAAUGAUGUUUGACACUUUUCGUCGGUGUUUUCGCCGCGAUGGUUGGACGAUCACUGGCCCCAUCAUAAAAAAAGUGUUCGUUUAUCAUUCGCGCCAGUGUGGAAAAUCAGAACAGCAUCAUAUGUUUUGUUUUUAGGUGAUUUUUUUGUUCUUGGUUUGUUUUUGUUUUGUUUUUUGUUGGGUUGUAUUUUUUGGUGGGGGUUUUUGGGGGGUGGAGGGGGAUUGCGGGGAUUUUUCUAAUUCUUUUAAAAACUGGAUGAUAGACUUGAACAUUGUUGACAUUGUGUAAAUCCAAUGAGACUAAGCAUCCAAUUGUUUUGUUAUUGUACGGAGAUAAAUACCGAAGUUUUUCAAAUAAAAAAAAAAGUUACAUUAUUUAAAA
This is a messenger RNA of Gigantopelta aegis, 1996 nucleotides long. RefSeq names its product sex peptide receptor-like. Lineage: Eukaryota; Metazoa; Mollusca; Gastropoda; Neomphalida; Peltospiridae. Gene Ontology annotation, cellular component: membrane. The transcript has 2 exons. Gene Ontology annotation, biological process: G protein-coupled receptor signaling pathway. The record is from RefSeq and is a predicted model, not a curated record. Gene Ontology annotation, molecular function: G protein-coupled receptor activity. Bases 263 to 1432 code for a protein of 389 amino acids.